CGAUUACACAGCGGCACACUGUCACUAUUCGCUCCCACACAUCAUGAGCUAUUUUUGGUCGGUGCGUUAGCUCAUUAUAUAGAGUUUUCUCCCCUCCCUGCCUUUUGGCGAGCAAACGCACGCGUGACAGCUCGGGAGAAGAGUGUCGAUAAGAGUAAGACCUCAUUUUGGAAUAUUUCUUUACGUUUAACAACCAUUUAUUCUGAAUUUUGUGGCCGUACUUCACAUUUUGUCCCGGUGCGAUGAGAAGACAGCUGUCGUACACUAGUUUUCCAAAGAAGCGUCACGGGACGCGUCUCAAAUAAUUGACUUACUUGGACUGAAGCGCACUGCGCUGUGGCGCACCCUGACCGCUCGCUGCCUCCGUGAACUUCUUCCGUUGCUUUUCACGAUAUUUUCAACACUGUAUCACUAACAAACUCAUUUUUUGACACCCCGAAGCGUUCCUGGAAAUCAUGGAAACUAACCCUAUACCCAUUUUGACUAUCCAAACAACCCCCUUCGAUGACCAGAGACCAGGGACGAAUGGGCUGCGAAAGAAGACCGCGGUUUUCGAAAGUAAAAAGAACUAUCUGCAAAAUUACAUCCAAAGUCUGCUGUCCUCCAUCGACUUGAGGGACCGUCAGGGAUGCACUAUGGUGGUGGGCAGCGACGGGAGAUACUUCAGCCGGGCUGCGACUGAAGCCAUCGUUCAAAUGGCAGCUGCCAACGGGAUUGGACGUCUGGUCAUUGGGCACAAUGGGAUCCUGUCCACCCCAGCGGUCUCCUGCAUCAUCAGGAAGAUAAAAGCCAUUGGUGGGAUCAUUCUCACUGCAAGCCACAGUCCAGGAGGCCCAGGAGGAGACUUCGGGAUCAAAUUUAAUGUUGCUAAUGGAGGACCAUCUCCAGACACAGUGAUGGAGAGGAUCCAUCAGGUCAGUCGCACAUUAGAGGAAUACGCCAUCUGUCCUGACCUCCACAUCGACCUGUCCCGCCUUGGCCGUCAUGACUUUGACUUGGAGAACAAGUUUAAGCCCUUCAGAGUUGAGAUUGUAGAUUCAGUUGAGAUCUAUCUAAACAUGCUGCGAGGGAUUUUUGACUUUGGUGCCAUCAAGAGCUUGCUGACAGGUCCAAAACAGCUGAAGAUCCGAAUAGAUGCCAUGAAUGGAGUUAUGGGACCAUAUGUCAGAAGAAUCUUAUGUGAUGAGCUCGGGGCUCCAGCUAAUUCUGCUGUUAACUGUGUCCCUCUGGAGGACUUUGGAGGCCAACACCCCAACCCUAACCCUGCAUUCACCGUACUUCUGGCGGACUCCAUGAAGGGGGGAGAGUUUGGCUUUGGGGCUGCUUUUGAUGCAGAUGGGGAUCGUUACAUGAUUAUGGGGGAGAAUGGAUUCUUUGUGAGCCCGUCAGAUUCACUGGCAGUGAUGGCUGCAAACCUCUCCUGCAUCCCUUACUUCAGUCAGAGAGGAAUCAGAGGUUUUGCCCGCAGUAUGCCGACCAGCACAGCCAUUGACAGGGUUGCUAAGGCUAUGAAGGUGGCGCUUUAUGAAACUCCCACAGGCUGGAGAUUCUUUGGCAACCUGAUGGAUUCUGGGAGGUGUUCAUUCUGUGGAGAGGAGAGCUUUGGAACAGGUUCAGACCACAUCCGUGAUAAAGACGGCCUGUGGUCAGUUCUGGUUUGGUUAUCCAUCAUGGCAGUGCGAAAGCAGGGGGUGGUGGAAAUAGUGCGAGACCACUGGGCCAAAAUGGGACGCAACUACUUCUGCAGGUUUGACUAUGAAGGGGUGGACGGCAAGGCAGCGUAUUACCUCAUGAGAGAUCUGGAAGCUGUUAUCACUGAUAAAGCUUUUACCACUCAGAAGUUUUCUGUGGGAAAUAACAUCUACAGUGUGGAGAAGGCUGAUAAUUUUGAGUACAUUGACCCAGUGGACGGCAGUGUGUCCAGGAAACAGGGCCUAAGGAUCAUGUUCACAGACUCGUCCCGAAUCAUCUUCCGGCUCAGUGGUUCUGGUGCUGGAACCGGGGCCACCGUCCGCAUCUACGCAGAGAGCUACGAGAGAAACCCAGAGAGACACAACAGAGAAACUCAGGUUGUGCUGGGUCCUCUCAUUGCCAUUGCUCUAAAACUCUCCAACAUCCACGAACGAACCGGACACAGAGGCCCCAGCAUGAUCACCUGAGACCAAUCCAGCACCGCACGCCAGGGGCCAAAAUCACUUUCCUCACUCAUCUGAUCCUUUCACCCUCAACACCACAAAGAAUGUGCCAACUGUUCAUUUUGCUGCUCUUUAAUCAUUUCUGUCCUCGUUUCCCUUACUUCCUCUCUCACUCUAUCUUGUUUUUCUUCUUCAUUUGUCUUUUCAAGGGCCCCUGUAUGGUUUUCUUUUCCUUUGCACAUGUAUAAACUCAUAUAAACCACA
Messenger RNA from Carassius auratus (goldfish), 2399 nucleotides. Its product is annotated as phosphoglucomutase-like protein 5. The transcript is spliced from 11 exons. Lineage: Eukaryota; Metazoa; Chordata; Actinopteri; Cypriniformes; Cyprinidae. Bases 456 to 2159 code for a protein of 567 amino acids. Gene Ontology annotation, molecular function: phosphoglucomutase activity. Gene Ontology annotation, biological process: carbohydrate metabolic process; striated muscle tissue development; myofibril assembly. Gene Ontology annotation, cellular component: sarcolemma; adherens junction; cell-substrate junction. The record is from RefSeq and is a predicted model, not a curated record.